AUGGAGACAGGGAAUUACUCUGCUGUGACUGAAUUCUUUCUAGUGGGACUUUCCAGAUACCCAGAGCUUCAGCUUUCUCUGUUCAUGUUUUGCCUCACCAUGUACCUGAUAAUCCUCCUGGGAAACAGCCUCCUCAUUAUCAUCAGCAUCCUGGAUUCACACCUCCACACCCCCAUGUACUUCUUCCUUGGAAACCUCUCAUUCUUGGAUAUCUGUUAUACAUCCUCUUUCAUUCCUCCAAUGCUCAUCAUAUUUAUGUCUGAGAGAAAAUCCAUCUCCUUCUUUGGUUGUGCUCUGCAGAUGGUUGUCUCCCUUGGCUUGGGCUGUACUGAGUGUGUCCUCCUGGCUGUGAUGGCCUAUGACCGGUAUGUGGCUAUCUGCAACCCACUGAGGUAUCCCAUCAUCAUGAACAGGAUGCUAUACAUGCAAAUGGCUGCGUGGUCCUGGAUCAUAGGCUGUCUGAGCUCCCUAGUGCAAACAGUCCUGACGAUGUUGUUACCUUUCUGUGGGAAUGUCAUUGACCAUCCUACCUGUGAGUUGUUGGCUCUUCUUAAACUCAUUUGUUCAGAUAUCACUGUCAAUGUGCUUAUCAUAACAGUGGGAAGUAUCAUUUUCUUAGUGAUUCCCCUACUGUCAAUUUUUAUUUCUUAUGUUUUCAUUCUCUCUACCAUCCUGAGACUUAACUCUGCUGAGGGGAAAAACAAAGCCUUUUCUACCUGUUCAGCCCAUCUGGCUGUAGUAAUUUUAUUCUAUGGUUCAGCUCUUUUUAUGUACAUGAAGCCCAAGUCAAAGGACACAAAGACAUCUGAUGAGAUCAUUGGGCUGUCUUACGGAGUGAUAGCCCCAAUGCUGAACCCCAUUAUCUACAGCCUUAGGAAUAAGGAGGUUAAAAAGGCUGUGAAGAAAGUCCUCAGCAGACACCUGCACUCGUGGAAAAUAUGA
This is a messenger RNA of Propithecus coquereli (Coquerel's sifaka), 942 nucleotides long. Its product is annotated as olfactory receptor 13D1-like. The transcript has a single exon. NCBI's taxonomy places the organism in Eukaryota, Metazoa, Chordata, Mammalia, Primates, Indriidae. Gene Ontology annotation, cellular component: membrane. Bases 1 to 942 code for a protein of 313 amino acids. Gene Ontology annotation, biological process: G protein-coupled receptor signaling pathway. The record is from RefSeq and is a predicted model, not a curated record. Gene Ontology annotation, molecular function: olfactory receptor activity; G protein-coupled receptor activity.